AUGAAUGCUUACUAUUGUGAUCUGACAAUACAAAAUCCAAAUGGACUUAACAAUUUCACUGAAAUCAGAGGAACACAUUCACCAGGAAGAGAAAAUGAAGACGUAACUUCAAUAAUUCGAACUUCAUCAUCAAUAAGCACAAAUUUUCCAUCAAUAAUUUGCAAUACAUUUCCAAACGAACAAACAUUAAAGGCAUUGUCGAUUGGCAUUGAAAGAAUUGAUGAGGAUUCUUUCAAGAAUUGCAGGAAUCUUGAUUUUUUGGACUUGAGUGGUAACAGAAUCUUUGAAAUACAUGAGAAGUCAUUCAGUGAAAAUAAGAGACUAAAUUCUUUAUUAUUAAUGGAAAACAUGUUAACAACAUUACCGGAAACUAUAUUUCUGAAUCAAUUUAAUUUAGGCAUAUUAGUUAUAAGCAGCAAUAACUUCACAGACUUGCCUCUUAAAAUUUCUGCUACUUUAAAAAAUUUGGUUAGAUUAGACAUGGGAGAUUGUCAGCUUCAUCAACUUAGAGUCGAGUGGUUCAGGAAUUUAUUAAAUUUACAAAUAUUACAGCUGCCAUCGAAUCAAUUUGAAGAUUUUCCACAUAAUGUCUUUAAUCCUAUUCGUGAAUUGCUUGAGCUUGAUUUGGAUUUUAAUCAGCUUAAGGUUAUUCAUUCCGAUUGGUUUGGCAUUUUACCAAAUUUCCGUAUCUUACAUCUUCGUGCAAAUCAGAUUAAUGCAGUUGAUGAAAGAUUUAUAGACAACAAUUAUAUCGUAUCUUUAGGAAUGCUUAAUAAUCUUUGUUUAAACGAUAUUAUCACUGACUUUACAUCUUCGAAAUUGGAGAUGAGAGCUGCGCUGCAAACAUGCUUUAAAAAUUUUUCAAUAUAA
Chironomus riparius is the source of this 870-nucleotide messenger RNA. The record is from the annotation of a GenBank genome assembly. NCBI's taxonomy places the organism in Eukaryota, Metazoa, Arthropoda, Insecta, Diptera, Chironomidae.